Molecule: messenger RNA, 1418 nt
Organism: Dermacentor silvarum
Lineage: Eukaryota; Metazoa; Arthropoda; Arachnida; Ixodida; Ixodidae
Product: isocitrate dehydrogenase [NAD] subunit gamma, mitochondrial
Exons: 3
Coding region: 157-1335 (392 amino acids)
Biological process (GO): isocitrate metabolic process; tricarboxylic acid cycle
Cellular component (GO): mitochondrion
Source: RefSeq, a predicted model, not a curated record
GCGACAGAGACGCCGCCUUAUUACAUUACGCAAUGGGCCACGCAGUUCUGUGGUGAGCGCGUUCGCGUUACGAAAGCGGCCGGCGUAUUGACGGGCGAGACGCGAGGGAAAAGGAAGACGACGCCGGGAAUAGAACGAACGACCGGACGCGCGGAGAUGGCGAUGUCCUGCUUGCAAAGACUCCGCGUGUCGUCGUCGGCGGCGGCCUGUCGACGACUCCUGCUAGCCGCCGGCGUCGACUGCGACCCCGAGCAGCAUGGACUGCGGUCAUCGACGACGCCGUGUGUCGCGUCGAAGCGCUCGUACAAGAUGACCAAGUACGGGGGCCGGUACUUCGUGACCAUGCUGCCCGGUCACGGAAUCGGGCCCGAGAUGAUGAACCACGUCGAGACCAUCUUCUUCCACGGAAAGGUGCCGGUGGACUUCGAGAAGGUGAUCGUGGCCACGGACUCUGAGGACGCGGCGUCCAUGGACUACGCCAUCACGUCCAUCCGGCGCACGGGCGUCGCCAUCAAGGGCAACGUGGAGACGCGCUCGUACAGCCCGAGCGUGGAGCCGCGCAACCUGAUGCUGCGCAACCGACUGGACUUGUACGUGAACGUGGUGCACUGCCGCAACCACCCGGCCAUCAAGACGCGACACCCGAACGUCGACGUGGCCAUCAUACGCCAGAACACCGAGGGAGAGUACAGUUGCCUCGAGCACGAGGUGACCCGGGGCGUGGUGCAAAGCAUCAAGGUCAUCACUCACACCAAGAGCGAGCAGAUCGCUCGCUACGGCUUCGAGUACGCGCGCUCCCGCCGUCGCAAGAAGGUCACCGUGGUGCACAAGGCCAACAUCAUGAAGUUCUCGGACGGCCUGUUCCUGGAGACAUGCCGCCAGGUGGCGCGCGACUACCCAGACAUCGAGAUGAACGACAUGAUCGUCGACAACUGCGCCAUGCAGCUCGUCUCGAACCCGUCCCAGUUCGACGUCGUGCUCGUCCCGAACCUGUACGGCAACAUCGUCGUCAACCUGACGUGCGGCCUGGUCGGCGGCGCGGGCGUCACCUCGGGCCGCAACUACGGCGACGAGUUCGCCGUCUUCGAGACGGCCACCAGGAACACGGGCACGCCGCUGGUCGGCAAGAACCUGGCCAACCCGGUGGCCACGCUGUACGCGGCCGUGGACAUGCUCAAGCACCUGGGGCUCAUGAGCCACGCGUACGUCAUCCGGGACGCCAUCCUCAAGACGAUCAACGUGCACAAAGUGCACACGCGGGACAUCGGCGGCUCGGCUACCACCACCGACGUCGUGGAGAGCAUCGUCGAGGAAGUGCGCAAGAACACCCGGUAGAUGAACAGUGCCGGGCGAUGACCCGCGUGCGAAAGCAUUAAAAUACCGUCAAUUACCUACGUUCUUCUUUCCCGGUGUUAGAA